UUGUCCGAUGCGGAGAAGCAAACGGUGAGGCCCAUCAAUCUCGAGGCCGUUCUGAUGGAUCUGGGUCCAGUGGCAAACAGGUGUCCAGUGAUGGUUGCCGUGUUUUCAAGAUGCGGGCCCCAGCCCAGUGGAUGACAUAGGUGUUUUUAUAUUGGUUGGCUGAUUACCAGAGAGGAUACCCCGAAGGCAACAACCAAUUGGUACCAGACUCGCUGUGUUGAUCCUCAGGUCGGACAUCAUUGAGUGGAUGUGUGACGGCCCAUGGGUGUGACCCCUUUCUUAAGCUCUUUUUUCACCUGUCCAAGUCCGAGUUCGAAGACAGAGUUUCUUUAUUGCCGAAUUCGAAGAUGUAGUCGGUUCGUGUGUUCUUUUGAUGACGACAUGGAUGGGGGAUCACAAAUUUUUGCACUGUGAGAAUCUGCAGAUGCAAGCAUCUAUGUGACUCGAUUCCGAUCUCACAGUAGUUUCAGGUGAUAAACAACAAAUACGAAUCUGAGCAAAGACCAGUGCACAACUGUUAAUGCUUCGAAGAUGAAUUGGACAUUCUUUGUAUUUGAAUGGGAGAAGACCUAGAAUUUAGAAGGAGAAGGAGCGGGAAAACAAACGAAGGAAAACGAGGGAGAAGCAGGAGAAGUGGGAGAAGAAGCACACAUGGAAGAAGAGGAUAGAAGAGGGAGGAGGAGGAGAAAGAGAAAGGGAGAAGAGCGUGAAGAAUUAGAAGGAGGAGAAGAGGCAUAAAAAAGCAGGAGAAGAUGGGAGGGAGAAGAGAGAAAGUGAGAACAACGGUGGGAGGAAUCCAUCUCCGUCACCACAAACAAGCAUCCCAGGUCAACAAGAUUUAACUCUAUCAUACAGUGGGCCACCCACAUUCUAUGUCUGUUUCCUUCAUGCCCGUGGGGAAAACAUGGGCGAGGCCUUGAGCAUGGAAAGAGUUGGAUUCGGCACCCAAUUGUUCCUGUAUUUGGCAUGCACGUCAAGCCACGGACCCUCGUGGGUAAGCUGGGCCUGGCUUGGAGUUGUGCAAGCUGGGUGGGGCAUAGAGGUCUUCUCACUCGUCAUGGGCACUGGUGCCAUAGAGGUGUUGUGGCUCGACAUGGUCACGAUGCAAUGGACUUGCACCAGACUGCAUGCUUAGCCAGACUGCUGGGAUGAUCGCAGCGAUCAUGCUAGAGGAUUUGUGAGCAAAGUAGAUUGACACAUGAAUCCCUUCCCAACACGUGUUGGAGUGCCCUUUUGAAUAUGGAAAAAGAGCCGGACCUGCACACUGCAGACACUUCUUUUUCAAUACAUAUCGACACACCACGGUCACCGCGGCUGAGGGUGUGUGAGUCAUCCUCGCUCAGGCUUUGCAGAGCAGUGAUCCCAUGGCCUGUGAGCAGGAGACCUCAGUGGGAGACCUCGCGUGAGACCUCCGUCCAGUCCGCGUCGCUCCCCCAAGUGGUGAAGCUCCCCAGAUGGCCAUUUGCCCAAGGUGGAUCCAGGCAAAAAGAGAUCGCAGGUUAGAACUUCGAACGAAGGAUCAGGACCUGCGCCACAAAAGAAUGACGGUCCACUUGUCAACAAGCGACGGUCUUUUGAAUCUAGUUUCAGCUCUGAGUCUGAGGAGAUUUGGAUCGGUCAAGAGUCAAGAUCUGGAAAGCCGGCGCCAUGUUCAGUCCCUUCUCUGAGUCCUCAAGCUUGAUGGUGUGAAACAUCUGUCCCAAAGAUGGUUUAGUGGAGAAGGGCACUGUGGAAGAGUUGUUUACACCAAUUCUCGGAGGCUUCGACCUGCGGCCCACGCCAAAGGGCGGAAUGAGACCACCAGACUUCGUGACUUCGGUAUGAGCAGUUCGAUCACCAUAUUCCAAGACGGUUUAUGUCAGGUUCAUGUCAACCGUUGAUCCUUCUUUCUUCAAAGACCGGGGACGCGGCUUUUCGACGCGCUUCCAGACGCUCAGCGAUCUGAUCCGUUGCCGCCAUGGAGCACGUGGUAUUCAUCAACUUCCCGGCGACCGGGCACAUGAACCCCACCCUGCCUUUGGUGACCGAACUGGUGGCUCGCGAGAUCCCUGUGAGUUACUUUGUCCAUGAGACGGUACGCGAAGUCGUUGAAGCGACUGGUGCCCAGUGGCAUGCUUUGCUUGACCCCCAGCGUUUGACAGAGGAGCAACUGCAAAAGUAUGUUCCAGACCAGACGCCCAAAGAGGAUUACGCCUUUCCGCUCUCCUCGCUGGUCUUCUCAGCCUCUGAAGCUCCAGCUUUGAUUGCACAGUUGAGGACUUUGAAGCCACUCCCAUCGGUGAUCGUCUAUGAUCCCUUCUUGCCCCUGGGUCUCCUGGCCGCGCGAGAGCUCGGCAUCCCUGCCGUGGCGACCGUGACCAUGGCCGGACCAGGCGUGGUGGAGGUGCAUCCGCCCGUGCAGCAGAAGUGGGAGUCGAAUGCCGUAUCACGAAGAGCGCGGCAGGAAAUCAAGGAGCUCUACAACUUCGACGUGUUUGCACACGGAUCCUUUUUAGAGUUCUACUCUCCAGAUCAGAACAUCGUCACCACCUGCAAGUCUCUCUACACGGGUCCCAAAACUCCGCUUCAACAAGAACGCUUUGGACACUUCUCCUUUGAAUGUGUGGGGCCACUGCUGAACCCCAAGAUCUUACGGCUCUCCAACGCGGAGCUCACGCACUCGGCGGCGCCCAUGCUGCCACGGGAAGUGGAUGCAGCGCGAGCUGCAGGCCGACGGAUCCUGUACGUUUCGGCCGGGACCGUGGCCACGGGGCGACUGUGGAAUGAGAAGUUUGGCCCGAAGGGCUUGUCCAAUGGCCUUAGCGAGUGCACUGGGAAGGAGUUGAUUCAGCUUCUCUACCGCACGGUCUUCGAGGCCUUUGGUGGUGCAGAGGAUGUGCUUCUUGUCGUCAGCACUGCUCGAGAAGAUGCGUUGGAAGGCUUAGAUCUUCCGAACAACCUCGUGGCACGACCUUCUUUGCCGCAACUGGAACUGCUCCCCAAAUGCCAUGCCUUCAUCACCCAUGGAGGUGCCAACAGCAUGCACGAGGCGCUCACCUUUGGCGUCCCCAUGGUCGUUGUGCCCAUCUUCGGCGAUCAGCCCUCCAACGCCGACGCCGUGCGACGCGCGUGGUGUGGCGCCGGAGACUUUCGACAUCCGCUGCAGAGCUUGACGUCGCAGGCGUUGCUGGAGGCGGUGCAGCAGUUGGAGCUGCCUGGCGUCCGGGAGGCGUUGAAGGACAUGCAGCGGGAUCUCCAGGCGGCCGGGGGGGUGACGAAGGCAAUGGAUCUGGUGCUGGCAGCAAAGAGGAGAAACACUUUAGAGGAGGCACCCUUAGGCGGUGCUUGAGAAGCGAAGAAGGAGGACUUAGUUUCUUUGGUUUGCCACCAUGUCGAGGUAUGCCCAUGUCGAGGGACAGGGCGGAAGUGCUUUUGGAUAGUUGCCCACAGAGGCGACAGGGAAUUUGAUUGUAAAGAUGCAUGACAGCGUUUUCUUGGUGAUCUUGAAUCUUGAUCAUAUUGAUGAAGGUAUCAACAAAAGAUGACUUGGUGAACGCACCGAAGAAGAAUGGUCCUACAGAUCGUGUUUUCACAGCCGGCCAGUCUUGCUUUAUACUCGGUCAUAAAUCAUUAGUGACAUGUUCACGGAUGUUUCAAUACCAGG
Molecule: messenger RNA, 3643 nt
Organism: Durusdinium trenchii
Lineage: Eukaryota; Dinophyceae; Suessiales; Symbiodiniaceae
Source: the annotation of a GenBank genome assembly